This is a messenger RNA of Harpegnathos saltator (Jerdon's jumping ant), 1482 nucleotides long. Its product is annotated as pro-resilin. The transcript is spliced from 3 exons. Bases 738 to 1184 code for a protein of 148 amino acids. Gene Ontology annotation, cellular component: extracellular matrix. The record is from RefSeq and is a predicted model, not a curated record. Lineage: Eukaryota; Metazoa; Arthropoda; Insecta; Hymenoptera; Formicidae.
CACGACCGCGGAUCGUGUCGUUUCAUUGCGUUAUCAAUUCAAUAUUCAUCACGAUAGCUUGCAACACCUCGGGAUGUUUAAGUCUUACCGCAAGUCCGUCUAGAGAACGAACGCAAACGUGAUGCAAUCGACAGAACUAUUAAUACAACUUAUUGUUAUCCGUUGGGUAAGGCUCGCGCGCAAAUUAUACGGUAGUCUCGAUUUAGCGAAUACAGUGAAGCAUCAGUCGUCGUGGAUAUUACCAAACACGAGAAUUUCAAGUUGCAAUUAAUUAGUCGAAUUGUCGCGUAUUAAAACUUUCCAUCGAGAAAUCGAAGCAGUCAAAAGUUAUUCCGGUAUAACAAAUAAACUUUGAAGACUUUUAAGACGCACAACUGAAUCUUGUUGCGACGCAACACAACAACAGUCUAAAAUCCUCAUUCUUUAUAGGGGCUGUAACAGUUCUUUCGUCCCCCCCCCCUCCCAGAUUGUUUCCAAUUAUCAAAUCUCUUAAGAAACUUAAUGUAAUUCAAAGCGAGAGAUGCGGAUUUUGUGUCUCGAUAGGACGAUAGUGUUGCAUAGAAGCAGGAACUGUUGCGACUAUGAUGCCGAACGAAUGAUUAAGGCCGUGCCAGAAAUCUGCGGUUUUAUUAUUAACCAUAAUUACAGUUAUGCGACCGUAUUAGGGCCGCCGAAUAACUGCCGAGUUUCCAUCUCCAUGCCGUCGUGAUCGAAAUGUCGCUAUAUAAAACCGAGCGAUGCAGUUGCAGAUGAACCGUUUCAGUGUUGUUCGAACGCUCAUAGGAUUUCACCGAAUUGUGCUAAUGAUUCGGAAGGCGAUACUAUUAGCGAUGGUCUUGGUUGGAGUUCGAAACGAACCGCAGGGUCCAGCCUAUCUUCCGCCCAGUUCUCGACCUGGAGGUGGAGGGACAGGUCAUCCGGAUGAAUGGGCCGGUGACCCAGCAAAUUAUGAAUUUUCAUACGAGGUCCAAGACACGGCGGCGGGUCUGGACUUUGGCCAUCGUGAGAUGAGAAAAGAUAUGGAAGCCACCGGGACCUACCAUGUAUUGCUGCCCGACGGUAGGACCCAAAUUGUUGAUUACGUGGCCGAUGGGGCCGGAUAUCGACCCAUGGUACGAUACGAGGGAACUGCAACUUAUCCAGCGCCAGGCGGACAUUCUCAGGACGAGGGCUACAGAUAUUAAGGCCUCCGUCACAAUUAUCGCGCUUUAGACGCUUCUUUAAGUUUAGAACUUAGAUCGUUAAGAGUUUAUACGGAUCUGGAUCAGGUAUCUUUAAGGAUGCAUUCUUAGAAGUAGCAUUCUUAGAUGCAAGCGAUAACCGCUGGAGAGUCUAAGAGAAGAAGAAUACUCCGGUUAUCCGACGAGUUAUACAUCCGUGAGUUAUGUGUGCGCACGAGUUAUCCAUUUAAUAACGACGCUUGCGAUUUGCAUAAUAAUUUUUGAUCCACAAACCGAAAGUGGUACAAUGUGGAAUAAAAUA